UCCGAAAUUUUAUCUUGUAUAAGUUGUUAUCGUCUUGUCAAAUGAUAUCAUACCAAAAAAUCAACAAGGAACGGAUUUCAUGCCACGUAAUCAGGGUCCUAUUUCGGGAUAAACUAAAAUGGCUUCUAUCUUUUUGAGAAGAGAGAAUAAUUCCUUUUCGAUAAACUUGUUUUUUUUUUGUACCAUCAUUUCCCGUAUUCCAAGCUUUUUCCAAAAAGAUUAUAUAAUCGUGCUUUAUGAAGCAUCAUUCAGUCUAAUAUUUUCCAUUACCACCCGCUCGGGAAAGCGAAAAAAAGGAGAUCCGCAACGUGCAAACAAUGACGAUGAACGACAUGUCGCAUAAGUAAACAAAGGCGUCCUAUAGACUGAAAGCACCUCAUUUCUUAUUGGACAAAUUCAUUUUUUUGUUUUUUUUUUAAAUUUCCGAGUGAGGGAUGUGGAUACGGAAAAUUAAUAGAAAAACCCUGUAAAACUUUGAAUUUUUGGACAGCUCGAUGUAUUGACUUUUUCCUCGGUAAUGUAAACAGAAAGGAGACAAUAAGGAAUUUUUUUUCGAUUUUGUAAUGGCUAGUACAGAAACAGUAGUUUUUUUGUUUAUAGACUCACUUGAUUCUCUAUGGUUCUUUAUUUUAUUGUGUGAAGGAAGUUCAAGG
This is a messenger RNA of Gilbertella persicaria, 653 nucleotides long. RefSeq lists its product as uncharacterized. The transcript is spliced from 2 exons. Bases 119 to 343 code for a protein of 74 amino acids. NCBI's taxonomy places the organism in Eukaryota, Fungi, Mucoromycota, Mucoromycetes, Mucorales, Choanephoraceae. The record is from RefSeq and is a predicted model, not a curated record.